Myripristis murdjan (pinecone soldierfish) is the source of this 1329-nucleotide messenger RNA. It is a transcript of the gene gsx2, whose product is annotated as GS homeobox 2. Lineage: Eukaryota; Metazoa; Chordata; Actinopteri; Holocentriformes; Holocentridae. Gene Ontology annotation, molecular function: sequence-specific double-stranded DNA binding; DNA-binding transcription factor activity, RNA polymerase II-specific. The transcript is spliced from 2 exons. The record is from RefSeq and is a predicted model, not a curated record. Gene Ontology annotation, biological process: regulation of DNA-templated transcription. Gene Ontology annotation, cellular component: nucleus. The coding region runs from base 152 to 865 and encodes 237 amino acids.
UGCGCACGUGGGUGACGCUGCAGGGCCAGCCCUCUUCGGGGUCCCUUUUGUUGAACCAUCAAACAUAAGCACCUUUUGAGAUCCCGAGGGGUUCAGAUGAGAAACAGCUAUCAUCUUGUGGAAGGAGCGAUCACUUCUCAACGGCGCAGCAAUGUCGAGAUCCUUCUACGUUGACUCUUUGAUAAUAAAGGAUACGGUGCGACCUGGGCCGGCUGAGCACCCAGGGCAAGACUUCCUUAUUCCUAUCAGCAUGCAUUCUCCAAGCGUAAUGACUGUCACCGCGCCGGUCUGCCCAUCCAGGAAAAGUGGGACUUUCUGUGUUUGUCCGCUGUGCGUCACGUCCCACAUCCACUCGUCCCGCAGCGGCAUUCCCAUGCUGAAGAGUCAGUUUCCGGGAGCGGAGGCACAAUAUUGUCAGAGAAUAGCCCAGCAGUCUCCAGCUCUGGCGCACCCGGGACAUACACCUGUCUGCACGCCCACUUUCAGCGUCACAGAUCCCAGGAGAUACCACUGUCUUUCCAUAGGCGCCUCCGAGAACAGCCACAUACAGAAUGGGAAGAGGAUGCGCACGGCUUUCACAAGCACGCAACUCUUGGAAUUGGAAAGGGAGUUUUCAACCAACAUGUAUCUUUCAAGACUAAGAAGAAUCGAGAUCGCCACGUAUUUGAACCUGUCGGAGAAGCAGGUGAAAAUCUGGUUUCAGAACCGCAGGGUCAAGCACAAGAAGGAAGGAAAGGGCACCCAAAGGAGCGCACACAGCGGUUGCAAGUGCACAAGUAGCCACACAGACUAUGCAAGGUCAGAGGACGAGGAGUCUCUCUCUCCGGCCUCUGCUUCGGAAGAAAAAGAGGUGUCACCUAUCUGAGAGCAACGACGGAAGACUUCCCUUCCAACUGCUGGCACUUAACGCUGCCCUGCUUCGAAUAUGGAUUAUGGCAUCAUGCAACCUCAGGGCCAAAACAAAAAAAACAAAACAAAACAAAAAAACAACAAAAAAACAAAACAAACAAACAAACAAACAAAAAAAAAAAAACUCUUGCGUGAAGUACUAAGAAAACUGUUGGAAAUAUCGCUUGUCCAUGUUUUGCCUACUGUAAAAUGAGAAAAUUGUGAAUAAAUGUUGAAGUUAAAAGUGACGUGAAAUUUUUGGAAAUAUAACGUAUUUUGAUCCUUGAAGGGUUUUCCUGUAUACCAAGGUCUAGUUUAUAUUCCCAGUAAUUGUUACAAAAUCCCACUCCUGUCAGUGAGGUUGUGGUAAUGACAGCCUUAGAGAUAGCAUAGGCCUAACCUGUGUGAGAACUGAUAUAUUGUUCACGUGAAUUUGUAAAA